AUUGACUAAUUCAAAUAAUUGAUCACCUUCCCCAACAUGGUGUACUCCAGAUGUGUUGAGAUCAUCUCCCAUAAUCCUGCAGUCUGACCUGGUCUCUUGGGAAAGCAGAAUAAGGUGUGAUAAAGCGAUCUGGUGGGAAGUACCAAAGUACAAAUGAGAUUAUUUAGAAUAAGUGAGUAAUACCAGAAGAAAAUCAAUGGCCUGAAUUAAUCUGACAUUGAAAAACACAUCAAGGUUUUUAUAUGAAGGUUUUAAUAGUUUUGCUGACUGGAUAACUUUAUAUGUUAUGAUCAAUCUCAUGUUUCCUUGACAACAUAUAGAAAUGAAAGAGCAUUUACAAGGGAAGAAGCAUUCACAAAGGUAGACACGGGGUAUGGAAAAAAGGUUCAGAGGAAAGGGUACGGAUGAGAAACAGGAGCCAUGGAAGAGACUAAUCAGAACUUUUGCUUGUGGGUUCCCCCUUACAAAUAUUCUACCCCAUCUUUGUAGUCCUGAAUAAGUAUAGGCUUGAGAAUGUAUACUAGCCCUCUUCAAAGUGCAAUUUAAAAAAGCAUAAUUAUUAUACAUAAUUUAAGUAAUGUUUAAUACUGAUUUGGUAAUCAUUUUCUUGUGGUGUAUUAUAAGCUAAGAUUCAGUCCUUCUGGAAGCCCAUAACCAAGGUGGGAUUUCAAUGAGCUCUCUCAAUUCUCCACAAUAACACUCCAUCCAUGGUUGGAAGAGACACAGAAACCAGAAGGUUCUUACAUGCUUUGCAGUAAGCUAUGAAUUGGUUUUGCCUGUCUGCCUCUGUCUUUCUUCUUCUUUUUAUGUUUUCCAGAUGACCAGUGAUAAAUCUGACCAACUGUAAAUAUGAGAGUGUACGUCGGGCUGCCAAGAUGUGUGGGCUUCGGGAAGCAACCGAGAUUGAUGACUGGAUCUUGUAUUGGACAGAUUAUUCUGUCUCUCUGGAUCGGGUAAUGGAGAUGAAAAGUUACCAGAAAAUAAACCAUUUCCCUGGGAUGACAGAAAUCUGUAGGAAGGACCUUCUAGCCAGGAACAUGGGCAGAAUGCUAAAGCUUUUUCCCAAGGAAUUUAACUUCUUUCCCAAGACCUGGUGUCUUCCUGCUGACUAUGGUGAAUUGCAGGCCUUUGGUAGAUCAAAAAAACAUAAAACCUACAUCUGUAAACCAGACUCUGGUUGUCAAGGCAAAGGCAUUUUCAUCACAAAAACUGUAAGAGAUAUCAAGCCUGGGGAGGAUAUGAUCUGCCAGCUCUAUAUCUCAAAGCCAUUUAUUAUUGAUGGUUUCAAGUUUGAUCUUCGGAUUUAUGUGUUGGUGACAUCAUGUGAUCCACUACGGGUAUUUGUUUAUAAGGAGGGUCUUGCACGUUUUGCAACAUCCAUGUAUUCAGACCCAUCACAAAGCAAUCUGGACAAUGUCUGUAUGCACCUGACUAAUUAUUCAAUUAACAAGCACAGUGCUAAUUUUGUACGAGAUGAAGACUCUGGUAGUAAGAGGAAGCUGUCCACCUUUAAUAAGUACAUGGAGCAAAAUGGUUAUGAUACAGAACCAAUAUGGAAGGAUAUUGAAGAUGUUGUUAUUAAAACGCUGAUAUCAGCCCAUCCUAUUAUCAAACAUAAUUAUCUCACUUGCUUUCCCAAUCACACCAUGUGGAGUGCUUGUUUUGAGAUUCUGGGAUUUGAUAUCUUGCUGGAUCGAAAACUCAAACCAUGGCUGCUUGAGGUGAAUCAUUCUCCAAGCUUCAGUACUGAUUCAUGGUUGGACAAAGAAGUGAAAGACCAACUAUUAUAUGACACUCUGGUAUUGAUCAACUUGGGAGCAUGCGAUAAGCGCAAAAUCUUGGAAGUAGAGAAACGGCGAGGGAAAGAAAGGCUUCUCAAACAGUGCCGUAAUCGCGAAGCCAGAGCCGAGGAAUUCAAGAACUGCCAGGCUGUGUGGCUCCAAGAAGCAGAGACCUAUGAAGAAAAAAACGCAGGAGGCUAUCGCCGAAUAUAUCCCUGUUCUGAUUCUGUCAGAUAUGAUAAGUUUUUCCAACACAAUAAUUCACUUUUCCAGGAAACAGCAGCUUCCAGAGCUCGUGAAGAGUAUGCAAGGCAUCAACUGCAGGAGCUGCGUCUCAAGCAAGAACAAAAAAUGGUUACAUUGAAAGAAAAGAAGGCUGAGUUCCCAGGAGAGUCCAGUGGAGAAAAAAUAAAGAUUCCUAGGCAAAGGAUGGUGAAUAGAUCUGCUAUACUGCCAGUCUCUGUCCAGCCUCAGAUUUGUUCAGAGUCUGGACCUGGGACUGCUCUCCUGCUUGAACAUUUUUCAGAUGAUCAAGAGGCCAAAAAAGAAGUUUGUGAAUCUUCAAGUAUUUUCCCAUACAACAGUCUUGAAACAAGCAGCCCAGAGAGUUCUGAAAAGCAACCGGUGAGGCCUUACAGCUCUGAGCCUGAUUUGACAUGGCAGAAUUCAUCCAGCACUCCAGAGCAAUCUAAUUCCAAUCCAGAACUGAGGGAUACCAUUCAUAGUCACCAUUCUGCAACUGACGUGGACAGUAGAACAAAACAUCAACCACCCAAUGAGCUUGCAAAAGCAUGCAGUAAACAAAGCCUGUGUCCUCCUGACAAACAUUUUCCAGCAAUGAUCAAACAUCGUAUGAGGAACAGAACUGCAAAAGACAUGGGUGUCUGUGAAAGUCCAGCUGUUAAAAAUUUCCGCCCAUUCGGUGAAGUGUCUUUCCAGUUUCAUGUUGGAGAAAAAGUUUCAUCACGCUCAGCUGUCCAGGCAAUGAGAAUGAAAUUUUCUGAGAAUGACAAAGAGAAAGGAACUAUCCUUGUCUCAGAAUUUUUCAGCAAGAUGAAUUUUACAGCAUCUGAGAAGCAUUUCCGGCUUCUCUCUCAACACCAGUCUCAACAUGUCACCAAUCGAGCACAAAGUGCUUCCCUCCCAAGAGAAAUCCUAGGGAGCAGAAGUGCUUCUUGCAGGAAGCCAGCAAAAUACUAUAAUGUUCACCUCACCAUGCAGAAGCCAAUCAUUCAGCAACAGAGCUUGCAAGAUUUGCUGGUGAUCUCACGGAUGAACAGCCAGACCAAAAGAGCCAAUGACCCAAGAAUAGGAAGUAGUCCUGUGAGCAGGGUCUAAGUGGAUCUUUCACAAGCACUGGAUAGUGCUGGAGCUUAGAAGAAGCUUUUUUCUAUUAAAGAGCACCCAGAACGAUUUGGACUAUUCAGCUGUACAUUUUCCAAGCACACUCCUAUGUAAAGGAGCUUCUAUGCAGCUAAUGAAAUUUGACCUGUAAAGCAAUAGGGUCUUUUUAGAGUAAGUGGGUCUUGAGAUAGUAGAAGCUCCUGAUUUUUCUGUUCCCUGAAGAAAUAUGCAGCUGCCUGGAGCUUUCUAAAUGAGAAAGUCCUCUCUUAUAAAUUUCUAAGAAAAUGAGUGCUGCAUUAAAUGAGUUUCAAAUAUAGAGACGUGAUCUUCUGUACUACUCCCAGUCAUGUAUUUCUGUACAUCUGUAUGGAGUCUUGCACUGUGUGCUGCAGACUGAAUCCUAAGGACUGAACUUGAUCUGACAUACCGUGGCAUGUCUUUUUUUCCUGAUUUGUUUUUUGUUUUUUAAUGAAAAACAGCCUUGGAGAUUUUGGUAGGAAACUGAAGGACUGCUUAACCCUUCCCCUCUAGUUAUUUGUGCAUUCAAACAUUUCCCCAUUCGAUUAUUUUACCUAUGGGGAAAAACAUACAGGACUCAUAUAUUUUUCCCCAUGGUGAAAAAUGCAGCUUAAGAGGAAAAAUUUUGAGCUACAGUUCUGCAGCAGCUCCUGUUCCACCCACCCUUCUGUUUCCUAUUGCAGCUCCCAAAGCUGCUUUUCAUUUUUUAAAAAAUCAGGGGGAAGAGCUAUGUGACAGUGCAUAGAUCUAAAUAAAGUUCUUAAAAUGGCAAAGAUUCAUGUGCAAAGGGACAUUGUAUU
Molecule: messenger RNA, 3943 nt
Organism: Candoia aspera
Lineage: Eukaryota; Metazoa; Chordata; Lepidosauria; Squamata; Candoiidae
Gene: TTLL6
Product: tubulin tyrosine ligase like 6
Exons: 14
Coding region: 876-3119 (747 amino acids)
Biological process (GO): protein polyglutamylation; microtubule cytoskeleton organization
Cellular component (GO): cilium
Molecular function (GO): tubulin binding; tubulin-glutamic acid ligase activity
Source: RefSeq, a predicted model, not a curated record